AGUGGAGCACAGGUUCAAGUUAUUGGAUCUACCACCAUGAAGAGUGCUAAAGUACCCCCUGCACCGUUUUUCAACUCCCGCAAAAGACUUCGCCAAGCAGUAGUAGCUGAUCCCAAUGAAAAUUUUCAAGAUGAAGAUGACAGCUGGUUGGAGACAUUUGCUGGUGGCAGGAGUGAUUUGAUGAAUAAUAAUGAAAGAGACAGAUUUUCUGACCAAUGCAAGACAUUCCCUCAGAGCAUAUCUUAUAAUGGCAACAGAAAUCUCUACCAAACAGGCCAGCAACCCUCUAGUUUUCAGUCCAUCGAUAAAACAGCAACAUCCUACUCAAAGCCAAGUAUUGAAAGAAAUAUCCCAGGUAGUAAAAUAUCUGGCCCUGUAAAAAGGGGACAGUAUCAUAUUCAACAAAACAACAACAAUAAUAAUGUUGGUGUGAUGAGCAGGAAAUCAAUGGAGCGUGCGGCAGCAGCAGCACCACCACCACCACAACCACCACCAGUCACACCUCCAACCUCUAACAUGAGAUACUCCCCGAGACAACCAACUACAGAUAGUUCUUCUGCCAGGUCAACCUAUAAUUGGUCAUUUUCUGCUCAGUCCUGUAAAUCUGUCUCAUCUCCUCAAAUGUUUGGUGGUGAAUCAUUUAUUCAGGAAGCUAAUGUUGCCGAAGUAGCACCUGCCUUUAACAAUAGACCAAGUAAUGAACCUAAACACAGUCCAAGCUAUUCUCAGACCAACACAUCGUCAAAGGUUAAUGUGAGUGGCGUGGCCACCACAGCCAAUAAGAAGGAAAGACCUACAGAGAAAGCACUCAGUCCCAUCAACCCCAUCUUUACAACUUUUAUCAAAGAACUGAAAAAUAACUACUCGAAGUACAAAGAGAAAUUUCAUAUCAUCUGUGAAGUUUAUGGUGUGCUGGAUUCUGCCGUUCUUCCUGACCGGAACCUGUCUGGCAGACAGUUCUUACUCCGUGACAAUUCGGAUUCUAUAGAAUGUGUCUUCUACGAAAUUGAUAGGAUGUUACCACGACUGACUCGUGGUCAUUGGCUGAGGUGUGUUGGAAUGAUUGAUAACAAAACCAAAAGACUUCACUGUAUCAGUAUUCGACCUGCAACAGUUGAAGAGAGGAAUUUGCCACGAAUCAUGGCAUUCCUUCAGCAAAACUAUUUAAACGGUUUCGAUGACAACAGUGGCUGACAAGUUUUUCCCGCUGAGAUCUGAGACCCAACAACCAACGAUUGUUGUGUGAAAAAAGCAUAUUUAAUUAAAGUAUUUGUUGAAGACUUGCUACAUUUCCAAACCAUU
Molecule: messenger RNA, 1302 nt
Organism: Octopus sinensis (East Asian common octopus)
Lineage: Eukaryota; Metazoa; Mollusca; Cephalopoda; Octopoda; Octopodidae
Product: spermatogenesis-associated protein 22-like
Exons: 11
Coding region: 37-1194 (385 amino acids)
Biological process (GO): gamete generation; regulation of meiotic cell cycle; homologous chromosome pairing at meiosis
Source: RefSeq, a predicted model, not a curated record